AGUGGAUAAAUAUAGUGAACUUGUACGGGUGUAAGAAUCAACUAAUAUGCACAUACGCGUAGUGUGUGAUAGGUAGAAGCGUAAAUCCCAUCACAUAAACUGUGUAGCACAAAAAUUUCACUCAAAAUUCAUGCACAUGAGAAUAUACAAACACACAUAUAUAUAUAGAUAUAUAGAUAUGUGUGUGUGUAUACAUAUAUAUAUACAUAUAUAUAUCUGUACAAAAAUAUAAGCUCAUAGUAUAAAUAUAUAUUCAUGUACAUAUAUAUGUUUUUAUAUAAAGGUCUAAAUACUAAAACCGAACUAAAAUGGGACGCGCUCGCUCAAGCUCUGUUCGAGCCAUGCCGGUACCUAGCGUAGAACCACACGCUUUCACUGCAGCGCCCAUAACUCCUAUGCCUGGAAGUAAUAGAAACAACAGUAAACAAGCUAUAUAUGCCAUGGAAGCGGACAACGUGGAUGUACAAAAACGAGAAACUCAGCCACCCCUGAUGAGGAAAGAUUCGACCAGGCCGGUCGGGCGUCACAUUUCGACGUUAACGAUAAAAGAGUGUAUAUUAAAGAAGAAGCAAGAAUUGU
Sphaeroforma arctica JP610 is the source of this 579-nucleotide messenger RNA. RefSeq lists its product as hypothetical. The annotation marks the transcript as partial. The record is from RefSeq and is a predicted model, not a curated record. The transcript has a single exon. NCBI's taxonomy places the organism in Eukaryota, Ichthyosporea, Ichthyophonida.